Molecule: messenger RNA, 17070 nt
Organism: Coregonus sp. 'balchen'
Lineage: Eukaryota; Metazoa; Chordata; Actinopteri; Salmoniformes; Salmonidae
Source: the annotation of a GenBank genome assembly
AGCCAGGCCAGAGACCUGUUGUGUAAGAUGUUGAUUAUUGAUCCAGCCAAGCGGAUACAAGUUGACGAAGCCUUACAGCAUCCAUACAUCAACGUUUGGUACGACCCAGCCGAGGUGGAGGCGGUGAGUAGGAGGAGUCUGUAGCUAGAAGUCUCUGGCAGCCUUAUCAAUUAGUAGCCCUAACUCCAUCCUAUAGAUCGGUACUUGUUUAGUUUGGGCUGUUUACAUCUGCCUUGUGUUUUUGUAUUUGUGGUGUGUAGAUAUAUCGGUAAAUGGGACAGCUUUCUUUUUAUGUUCAAUUCCCCUCUCAUAAUGGUUACUAUAGAAACCAUCCAGAGAAACAUUUAUGUUGUUGUUGUUAGUUCGCAUCUCAUAAUAUACAUGUUUUUUUCACCCCUGCAUGUUCUUGACCUUUUAUGGCUACCCCUUUACCCACCACAGCUUAUCUGGCAUUAGGUAGUCAUGGAAACAUAUUAUACGCAUGUUACUGACGAUCAUGUACUGUAGAGACAUCCCAGUGUGCUCAACUGGUUGUUUUCCCCAUAGAAAUACAUACUAUGGUUUCUACUUCUAUGGUUUUACCUGCUGGAAUGUGCUCGAUUCCUCAAAUAGGACACAGAUACAAUACACUGUCUCACUGCUGCUCACUGCUUUGGGAGAAUACAGUACAGUUCAUUCUCAUCCAGGAGUUGUGCUAUAAGGAUAGUUCUUACUGGAUCAUGUAGCAGGCAUUUCUUAAGGUGUGCUGGUUAUGUGGUUUAAGUGUAGUCAUUCCCUCUUAAAUACCUUCAUCACCGUGGGGUGAUAGUGAGUUCGGGGGAAAAAAGCUGUUUGCAGCCUGUGUCUUACUUGAUGAAGACUUUAGAUGCAAUUCACACCAAGUAGGCCUAUCUGCUUAUGCAUAACGCAAUACAGUGUGGCGUGGCCUUCUCUGAACUGUAACCCAGUGAAGCAGACAGAACUGGGGUGCUGUAUGAGAAGGUAACCUCUCUGUUAGCCUGCAACCCAUAACUGAUACAAUCUGUUCCCAAUAGUGAAAUGUAGUAUAUUGGUAUAUUAGUUUGGAUUUCAGCGUACGACUUUAUAUGAAAGAGGUGUGCAAGUAUACAGUAUCAAAGACUCUCAACAAGAUCAAUCAAAUAUACAGUAUCAAAGACUCUCAACAAGAUCAAUUAGGUCGAUUUUAAUCAAGUUUAUUUUAAUUUUCUUAUUUGCGAUAAAUUACACACCUUCACUAUAAUAACUAUGUUUGACAGUUUGAAUAUACAUUUUCAAGUAUGUUAUUAUAUAAUAUUGUGUAAUAUGUACAUUUCAUUUGUAGCAUGUCUCAUUCUUUUGUGAAAACAUACAUUUUAGUUAAUCAAAGCAAAAAUGACCAAAAAGUGACAUCUUACUGUUAUAUGAUGAUGGUAUAUUAUAUGUUGUUGUAUAGAUGUGAUAUAUAGAUUAUAUUGGCCAUCUAUGGCAUUACAAUCUCCCUGAAACCAAUGUACUGUUUUUUCCCCUCUUUAUUGUUUAUUUCAUGCUGAUGAAGGCCAGGGAUCUCGUCCAAAUAUCAAUGGUAAAUAAAAACCGACUUACAUCAAGAUAAAUAUAUCUCCUAUACAGCAUUACAAACAUGAUAUGACCACAUAUGACCACAUAUGACCACAUAUGACCACAUUUGACCACAUAUGACCACAUAUGACCACAUUUGACCACAUAUGACCACAUAUGACCAGAUAUGACCAGAUAUGACCAGAUAUGACCACAUAUGACCACAUAUGACCACAUAUGACCACAUAUGACCACACAUGACCACAUAUGACCACACAUGACCACACAUGACCACAUUUGACCACAUUUGACCACAUAUGACCACAUAUGACCAGAUAUGACCAGAUAUGACCAGAUAUGACCAGAUAUGACCACAUAUGACCAGAUAUGACCACAUAUGACCACAUAUGACCACAUUUGACCACAUAUGACCACAUAUGACCACAUAUGACCACAUAUGACCAGAUAUGACCAGAUAUGACCAGAUAUGACCACAUAUGACCAGAUAUGACCACAUAUGACCAGAUAUGACCACACAUGACCACAUUUGACCACAUAUGACCACAUUUGACCACAUAUGACCACAUAUGAACAGAUAUGACCACAUAUGACCACAUAUGAACAGAUAUGACCACAUAUGACCAGAUAUGACCACAUAUGGCUUUACAAAACUCUACCACAUGUAUUUGGGGGCAGCAAAACAAAACCCCAUCUUCAGCAGUUUUUCACUGACCAAAAUUGAGAAAUGUGUCAUAUACACUCUUAGAAGUAAAAGCGCUACCUAGAACCAUAAAGGGUUCUUUGGCUGUCCCUGUAGGAGAAUAGCACGUUUGGUUCUAGGAGUGUACAGAAUGGAGAGCAUUACAAACAUGAUAUAACCAGAUAUGACCAAUGUUGCACUAUCCUAAGGAACCCUCAUACCUCAGACAAAAAAUAUAUAUAUAUUGUUGUCUAUCGACAAUGACAAGCCACCAGGGUCUGACAACUUGGAUGGAAAAUUACAUGAGGAUGAUAGCGGACAAUAUUGCCACUCCUAUUUGCCACCUCUUCAAUCUAAGCCUACAGAAAAUUGUGUGCCCUCAGGCCUGGAGGGAAGCCAAAGUCAUUCCACAACACAAGAAUAGCAAAGCACCCUUUACUGCCUCAAACAGCUGACCAAUCAGCUGACGAGAUACAAUUCUAUUUCACAGUAAACAAAUUAUCAACAGACUUUAGCACGCCUAUAGGGAAGGGCACUCAACAUGUACGGCAUAUGUGUUAUGGCUUUACAUCCCCUGCUAUAUCAUGGAUCGAGAGUUACCCAUCUAACAGAACACAGAGGGUAUUCUUUAAUGAAAGCCUCUCCAACAUAAUCCAGGUAGAGUCGGGCAUUCCCCAGGGCAGCUGUCUAGGCCCCUUACUUUUUUCAAUCUUUACUAAUGACACUGCCACUGGCUCUGAGUAAAGACUGUUUGUAUAUGUACGCUGAUGGCUCAACACUAUGCAAGUCAACUACUACAGCAAGUGAAAUCACUGCAAUACUUAACAAAGAGCUGCAGUCAGUUUUAGAAUAUGUGGCAAGAAGUAAGCUAGUCCUAAAUAUAUCAAAAACUAAAAUAAAUAUAUUUGGGACAAAUCAUUCACUAAACCCUAAACCUCAACUAAAUAUUGUAAUGAAUAAUGUGGAAAUUCAGCAAGUUGAGGUGACUAAACUGCUUGGAGUAACCCUGGAUUGUAAACGGUCGUGGUCAAAACAUAUUGAUGCAACGGUAGCUAAGAUGGGGAGAAGUCUGUCCGUAAUAAAGCGCUGCUCUGCUUUCUUGACAUCGCUAUCAACAAAACAAGUCCUACAGGCCCUAGUUUUGUCUCACCUGGACUAAUGCCCAGUUACACGGUCAAGUGCCACAAAAAGGGACAUAGGCAAAUUACAGUUGGACCAGAACAGAGCAGCACGGCUGGCCCUUAAACGUACACAGAGAGCUAACAUCAAUGACAUGCAUGUCAAUCUCUCCUGGCUCAAAGUGGUGGAGAGAUUGACUGCAUCAGUAGUUGUCUUUGUGAGAGGUAUUGACAUGUUGAAAGCAAAGAGCUGUCUGUUUAAACGACUAGCACACAGCUGACACCCAUGCAUACCCCACAAGACAUGCCACCAGAGGUCUCUUCACAGUCCCCAAGUCCAGAACAGACUAUGGGAGGUGCACAGUACUACAUAGAACCAUGACUACAUGGAACUCUAUUCCACAUCAUGUAACUCAUGCAAGCAAUAGAAUCAGAUUAAAAACCCCCAGAUGAAAGUACACCUUAUGGAACAGCUGGGACUGUGGGGAGACACACACAGACACAAACAGGUAUACGCACACACAUGCUAACACACACUCUUGCAUGUACAUUAAUAUUGUUAUAUUGCUGUAUUAUGGAUUUUUGUAUUGUAGAUAUGUUGUGGUAGAGUAGUGUGUAGUAAUGUGUGAUGUGUGAUGUGCAGUUUUUUAUUUUGUAUGUAGCUGCUUUAAUCCUGUUUGGACCCCGUUAAGACUAGCAGCAGCUAAUGGGGAUCCGUAAUAAAUACUCAAAUACAAAGUCAAUGCAGAGAAGAUGUGACAGGAUGUAUGUGUGCUGUGCAUGUCUAUGUGGCUUUCUCCUCACCAAUAGGAAGCAAUAUACCGUCUGGCUGCAUCCAUGAAUACGGGAGCCAUUUUUUCACUGUAGAAGUAUGAGUUGAUGUGACGAUGAAACUGCAGGAAACCAUGCUGUAGCCUGCUGUACUCUGUCACAUCUGGACAGAACGUCUACGCUGUCUUAUUACAAUCUUAAAAUGUGUGAAAAAUCUUAUAGAUUUGAUGAAUGGGUUCGUAACACACCUCCUAAAUAUUCAAGUUGUUUCAUCCUCCCCCACGGGGGGGCCAGUAUGAAUAAUCUAUGCACUCACUAAUUGUAAAUCGCUCUGGAUAAGAGCGUCUGCUAAAUGACUGAAAUGUCAAUUGGAUCGCUAAAAAAAAAUUUGUAGGCAUACGCUCAAAUUAAUAUGCCAUUUAGCAGACGCUUUUAUCCAAAGCGACUUACAGUCAUGCGUGCGUACAUUUUUACGUAUGGGUGGUCCCGGGGAUCGAACCCACUACCCUGGCGUUACAAGCGCCGUGCUCUACCAAUUGAGCUACAGAGCGUAGUGUACUGGACACAUGCAGCAUGUACGGUAUCUCAAGAUACUGCUGAACUUUGCUCAGGCUCACCCUUUCACUUUGAUUGAUUGGUGUUCUUCUCAACAACCAUCCGUCUCGUGACAAAACACUGAGUCCUUGGAAGCAGCAUGCAAUGUUAUAUCCCAGUAGUGCACGUACAGAUAGACCUCUUAAUUAACCUACUUCCAAGGUCACAUCAUGAAUGUGAUUUUAUAACAUGUCUCGUCAAAAAAUCUUCAUAACGUUUGACAGACGGAUAGGGAAGGAGACGAUAGUGUUAGAGUUGAGGGUAGCUGGAGGAGUACUGAGGAGAUAAACAUAAUUGACAGGUGUCAGUCAGUCAGUUGAUGGCUGACACGCCUAUUAGUAUGUUACAUACAACAACACAGUCAGAUGGAAUAGUGGGAGGGGGCUGGAUUGUACGCUCUACAAGUUAUAUAUAUAUAUUAUUAUUAUUAUUACAUCCACAGAGGAGUUGUUGUCCUUAUGCCUGUCAAUCAUCUAAUGAUAAAGGAAAACUACAGUAGAUCAUCUUGGUUGUGCAGAGAUUCAUUCUCAUGAGAGCGGCAUUGAUUUGUAAAAUAGUGUAAAAUAUAUCCUAGAAUCAUCCCAACCCACCCCUGUACCUAAAAUAUCUUAACAUUCUUUGUUCUCAUCAUUAUCUCUGUUCUACCUUUACCUGUCCUAUACUAUAGGCCUGUCCUGUCCUAUACUAUAUACUCCUGUCCUAUACUAUAGGCCUGUCAUCUCCUCCUGUACUAUACUAUACUCCUGUCCUAUAUUAUACUCCUUUCCUAUACUAUACCCCUGUCCUAUACUAUACACCUGUCCUAUACUAUACACCUGUCCUAUACUAUAAUCCUGUCCUAUACUAUACUCCUUUCCUAUACUACACCCCUGUCCUAUACUAUACUCCUGUCCUAUACUAUACUAUACUAUACUCCUGUCCUAUACUAUACUCCUGUCCUAUACUAUACUCCUGUCCUAUACUAUACUAUACUAUACUCCUGUCCUAUACUAUACUCCUGUCCUAUACUAUACUCCUGUCCUAUACUAUACUAUACUAUACUCCUGUCCUAUACUAUACUCCUGUCCUAUACUAUACUCCUGUCCUAUAUUAUACUCCUGUCCUAUACUAUACUCCUGUCCUAUAUUAUACUCCUGUCCUGUCCUAUACUAUACCCCUGUCCUAUACUAUACUCCUGUCCUAUACUAUACCCCUGUCCUAUACUAUACUCCUGUCCUAUACUAUACACCUGUCCUAUACUAUACUCCUGUCCUAUACUAUACACCUGUCCUAUACUAUACUCCUGUCCUAUACUAUACUCCUGUCCUAUACUAUACUCCUGUCCUAUACUAUACUAUACUAUACUCCUGUCCUAUACUAUACUCAUGUCCUAUACUAUACUCCUGUCCUAUAUUAUACUCCUGUCCUAUACUAUACUCCUGUCCUAUAUUAUACUCCUGUCCUGUCCUAUACUAUACCCCUGUCCUAUACUAUACUCCUGUCCUAUACUAUACCCCUGUCCUAUACUAUACUCCUGUCCUAUACUAUACACCUGUCCUAUACUAUACUCAUGUCCUAUACUAUACACCUGUCCUAUACUAUACCCCUGUCCUAUACUCAUGUCCUAUACUAUACCCCUGUCCUAUACUAUACUCCUGUCCUAUACUAUACACCUGUCCUAUACUAUACUCAUGUCAUAUACUAUACCCCUGUCCUAUAAUAUACUCCUGUCCUAUACUAUACUAUACUCCUGUCCUAUACUAUACCCCUGUCCUAUACUAUACUCCUGUCCUAUACUAUACCCCUGUCAUAUACUAUACUCCUGUCCUAUACUAUACCCCUGUCCUAUACUAUACUCCUGUCCUAUACUAUACACCUGUCCUAUACUAUACUCCUGUCCUAUACUAUACUCCUGUCCUAUACUAUAAUAUACUCAUGUCCUAUACUAUACUAUACUCCUGUCCUAUACUAUACCCCUGUCCUAUACUAUACUCCUGUCCUAUACUAUACCCCUGUCCUAUACUAUACUAUACUCCUGUCCUAUACUAUACCCCUGUCAUAUACUAUACUCCUGUCCUAUACUAUACCCCUGUCCUAUACUAUACUCAUGUCCUAUACUAUACAUCUGUCCUAUACUAUACUCCUGUCCUAUACUAUACCCCUGUCCUAUACUAUACUAUACUCCUGUCCUAUACUAUACUAUACUCCUGUCCUAUACUAUACCCCUAUCCUAUACUAUACUCCUGUCCUAUACUAUACCCCUGUCCUAUACUAUACUAUACUCCUGUCCUAUACUAUACCCCUGUCCUAUACUAUACUCCUGUCCUAUACUAUACCCCUGUCCUAUACUAUACUAUACCCCUGUUCUAUACUAUACUCCUGUCAUAUACUAUACCCAUGUCCUAUACUAUACCCCUGUCCUAUACUAUACUCCUGUCCUAUACUAUACCCCUGUCCUAUACUAUACUAUACUCCUGUCCUAUACUAUACUCCUGUCCUAUACUCCUGUCCUAUACUAUACACCUGUCCUAUACUAUACUCCUGUCCUAUACUAUACUCCUGUCCUAUACUAUACUCCUGUCAUAUAUUAUACUCCUGUCCUAUACUAUACUCCUGUCCUAUACUCCUGUCCUAUAAUAUACUCCUGUCCUAUAUUAUACUCAUGUCCUAUACUAUACUCCUGUCCUAUAUUAUACUCCUGUCCUAUACUAUACUCCUGUCCUAUACUCCUGUCCUAUAUUAUUCUCCUGUCCUAUAUUAUACUCCUGUCCUAUAUUAUACUCCUGUCCUAUACUAUACUCCUGUCCUAUACUCCUGUCCUAUACUAUACUCCUGUCCUAUAUUAUACUCCUGUCCUAUAUUAUACUCCUGUCCUAUACUCCUGUCCUAUACUAUACUCCUGUCCUAUAUUAUACUCCUGUCCUAUACUAUACUCCUGUCCUAUACUCCUGUCCUAUAUUAUACUCCUGUCCUAUAUUAUACUCCUGUCCUAUACUAUACUCAUGUCCUAUACUCCUGUCCUAUACUAUACUCAUGUCCUAUACUCCUGUCCUAUACUAUACUCCUGUCCUAUAAUAUACUCCUGUCCUAUAUUAUACUCCUGUCCUAUACUAUACUCCUGUCCUAUAUUAUACUCCUGUCCUAUACUAUACUCCUGUCCUAUACUCCUGUCCUAUAAUAUACUCCUGUCCUAUAUUAUACUCCUGUACUAUACUAUACUCCUGUCCUAUACUCCUGUCCUAUAUUAUACUCCUGUCUUAUACUCCUGUCCUAUAAUAUACUCCUGUCCUAUAUUAUACUCCUGUCCUAUACUAUACUCCUGUCCUAUACUCCUGUCCUAUACUAUACUCAUGUCCUAUAUUAUACCCCUGUCCUAUAUUAUACUCCUGUCCUAUAUUCCUGUCCUAUAAUAUACGCCUGUCCUAUAUUAUACUCCUGUCCUAUACUCCUGUCCUAUAAUAUACUCCUGUCCUAUACUAUACUCCUGUCCUAUAUUAUACUCCUGUCCUAUACUCCUGUCCUAUAAUAUACUCCUGUCCUAUAUUAUACUCCUGUCCUAUACUAUACUCCUGUCCUAUACUCCUGUCCUAUACUAUACUCCUGUCCUAUACUAUACUCCUGUCCUAUAUUAUACUCCUGUCCUAUACUAUACUCCUGUCCUAUACUCCUGUCCUAUAUUAUACUCCUGUCCUAUACUAUACUCCUGUCCUAUACUAUACUCCUGUCCUAUACUCCUGUCCUAUAUUAUUCUCCUGUCCUAUACUCCUGUCCUAUAAUAUACUACUGUCCUAUAUUAUACUCCUGUCCUAUACUCCUGUCCUAUAAUAUACUCCUGUCCUAUAUUAUACUCCUGUCCUAUACUAUACUCCUGUCCUAUAUUAUACUCCUGUCCGAUAUUAUACUCCUGUCCUAUACUCCUGUCCUAUACUCCUGUCCUAUAUUAUACUCCUGUCCUAUACUAUACUCGUGUCCUAUAUUAUACUCCUGUCCUAUAUUAUACUCCUGUCCUAUACUAUACUCCUGUCCUAUACUCCUGUCCUAUAAUAUACUCCUGUCCUAUAUUAUACUCCUGUCUUAUACUCCUGUCCUAUAAUAUACUCCUGUCCUAUACUAUACUCCUGUCCUAUAUUAUACUCCUGUCCUAUACUCCUGUCCUAUAAUAUACUCCUGUCCUAUAUUAUACUCCUGUCCUAUACUCCUGUCCUAUAAUAUACUCCUGUCCUAUACUAUACUCCUGUCCUAUACUCCUGUCCUAUACUAUACUCAUGUCCUAUACUAUACUCCUGUCCUAUAUUAUACUCCUGUCCUAUACUAUACUCCUGUCCUAUAUUCCUGUCCUAUUUUAUACUCCUGUCCUAUACUAUACUCCUGUCCUAUACUAUACUCCUGUCCUAUACUAUACUCCUGUCCUAUACUCCUGUCCUAUACUCCUGUCCUAUAAUAUACUCCUGUCCUAUAUUAUACUCCUGUCCUAUACUAUACUCCUGUCCUAUACUCUGUCCUAUAAUAUACUCCUGUCCUAUAUUAUACUCCUGUCCUAUACUAUACUCCUGUCCUAUAUUAUACUCCUGUCCGAUAUUAUACUCCUGUCCUAUAUUAUACUCCUGUCCUAUACUAUACUCAUGUCCUAUAUUAUACUCCUGUCCUAUAUUAUACUCCUGUCCUAUACUAUACUCCUGUCCUAUAUUAUACUCCUGUCCUAUACUCCUGUCCUAUAAUAUACUCCUGUCCUAUACUUUACUCCUGUCCUAUACUCCUGUCCUAUACUAUACUCCUGUCCUAUACUAUACUCCUGUCCUAUAUUAUACUCCUGUCCUAUACUAUACUCAUGUCCUAUACUCCUGUCCUAUAUUAUACUCCUGUCCUAUACUAUACUCCUGUCCUAUACUAUACUCCUGUCCUAUACUCCUGUCCUAUAUUAUUCUCCUGUCCUAUACUAUGUCCAGAUAUACUACUGACUAUAUUAUACUCCGUCCUAUACUAUACUCCUGUCCUAUAUUUAUACUCCUGUUCCUAUUUACUAUACUUCCUGUCCUAUAUUAUACUCCUGUCCGAAUUAUACUCCUUUCCUUAUACCCCUGUCCUAUAUUUAUACUCCUGUCCUAUACUUAUAUCUAUGUCCCGAUAUUAUACACUACUGUCCUAUAUUAUACUCCUGUCCUAUACUAUACUUCCUGUCCUAUACUAUACUCCUGUCCUAUUACUCCUGUCCUAUAAUAUUACUCACUGUCCUAUAUUAUACUACCUGUCACUUACUCCUGUCCUAUAAUAUUACUCCUGUCCUAAUACUAUACUCUGUCCUAUAUUAUACUCCUGUCCUAAUAAUCACUGUCCUAUUAAUAUACUCCUGUCCCUAUAUUAUACUCCUGUCCUAUACUCCUGUCCUAUAAUAUACUCCUGUCCUAUAUUAUACUCCUGUCCUAUACUAUACUCCUGUCCUAUACUCCUGUCCUAUAUUAUACUCCUGUCCUAUACUAUACUCCUGUCCUAUACUCCUGUCCUAUAUUAUUCUCCUGUCCUAUACUCCUGUCCUAUAAUAUACUCCUGUCCUAUAUUAUACUCCUGUCCUAUACUAUACUCCUGUCCUAUACUCCUGUCCUAUACUAUACUCCUGUCCUAUAUUCCUGUCCUAUAAUAUACUCCUGUCCUAUAUUAUACUCCUGUCCUAUACUAUACUCCUGUCCUAUAUUAUACUCCUGUCCUAUAUUAUACUCCUGUCCUAUACUCCUGUCCUAUACUCCUGUCCUAUACUCCUAUACUAUACUCCUGUCCUAUACUAUACUCCUGCCCUCUACACUUGUUAUGUGCAUUGAAUGGGUUUGCAACUGAUGCAUAGAGCAGUGUUUCCCAACUCUAGUCCUCCAGUACCUCCAACAGUACACAGUUUUAUUGUAGCCCUGGACAAACACACCUCAUUCAACUUGUCAACUAAUCAUCAAGCCUUCAAUGAGUUGAAUCAGGUGAGUUUGUCUGGGACUACAACAACAAUGUGUGCUGUUGGGGGUCCUGGAGGACUGGAGUUGGGACCACUGGUAUAGAGUGUAUAUCAAUUAUCUGUUCUGUCCUGGAGUUGGGACCACUGGUAUAGAGUGUAUAUCAAUUAUCUGUUCUGUCCUGGAGUUGGGACCACUGGUAUAGAGUGUAUAUCAAUUAUCUGUUCUGUCCUGGAGUUGGGACCACUGGUAUAGAGUGUAUAUUAAUGAUCUGUUCUGUCCUGGAGUUGGGACCACUGGUAUAGAGUGUAUAUCAAUUAUCUGUUCUGUCCUGGAGUUGGGACCACUGGUAUAGAGUGUAUAUCAAUUAUCUGUUCUGUCCUGGAGUUGGGACCACUGGUAUAGAGUGUAUAUCAAUUAUCUGUUCUGUCCUGGAGUUGGGACCACUGGUAUAGAGUGUAUAUUAAUGAUCUGUUCUGUCCUGGAGUUGGGACCACUGGUAUAGAGUGUAUAUUAAUGAUCUGUUCUGUCCUGGAGUUGGGACCACUGGUAUAGAGUGUAUAUUAAUGAUCUGUUCUGUCCUGGAGUUGGGACCACUGGUAUAGAGUGUAUAUCAAUUAUCUGUUCUGUCCUGGAGUUGGGACCACUGGUAUAGAGUGUAUAUCAAUGAUCUGUUCUGUCCUGGAGUUGGGACCACUGGUAUAGAGUGUAUAUUAAUGAUCUGUUCUGUCCUGGAGUUGGGACCACUGGUAUAGAGUGUAUAUUAAUGAUCUGUUCUGUCCUGGAGUUGGGACCACUGGUAUAGAGUGUAUAUUAAUGAUCUGUUCUGUCCUGGAGUUGGGACCACUGGUAUAGAGUGUAUAUUAAUGAUCUGUUCUGUCCUGGAGUUGGGACCACUGGUAUAGAGUGUAUAUUAAUGAUCUGUUCUGUCCUGGAGUUGGGACCACUGGUAUAGAGUGUAUAUUAAUGAUCUGUUCUGUCCUGGAGUUGGGACCACUGGUAUAGAGUGUAUAUUAAUGAUCUGUUCUGUCCUGGAGUUGGGACCACUGGUAUAGAGUGUAUAUUAAUGAUCUGUUCUGUCCUGGAGUUGGGACCACUGGUAUAGAGUGUAUAUUAAUGAUCUGUUCUGUCCUGGAGUUGGGACCACUGGUAUAGAGUGUAUAUUAAUGAUCUGUUCUGUCCUGGAGUUGGGACCACUGGUAUAGAGUGUAUAUUAAUGAUCUGUUCUGUCCUGGAGUUGGGACCACUGGUAUAGAGUGUAUAUUAAUGAUCUGUUCUGUCCUGGAGUUGGGACCACUGGUAUAGAGUGUAUAUUAAUGAUCUGUUCUGUCCUGGAGUUGGGACCACUGGUAUAGAGUGUAUAUUAAUGAUCUGUUCUGUCCUGGAGUUGGGACCACUGGUAUAGAGUGUAUAUUAAUGAUCUGUUCUGUCCUGGAGUUGGGAACACUGGUAUAGAGUGUAUAUUAAUGAUCUGUUCUGUCCUGGAGUUGGGACCACUGGUAUAGAGUGUAUAUUAAUGAUCUGUCUUCUAUCUGCUGAACUCAUAUUCCUGUGUGUGCGUACUACUCCAUAUUUUGUGUUAUUCUAGUGUUGCAUAUGUUUAGAGCUUGUGACAUUUCAUUUAUAGUGGAAACUUCAAAGUUAAAAAAAAAGAUAUUAUUGAAACGCUUUCAUGAUACUGGCAGUGCUUAGGCGUCACUCAUCUCUUAGUCGUAGCUAAAACCAGCUUCGGCAGACACAGUCAAAUGAUCCUUGUGUUUCUCCCUCCAGCCGCCUCCUGCUAUCUACGACAAGCAGCUGGAUGAACGAGAACACUCCAUCGACGAAUGGAAAGGUAAACAUGUCACGUCUUUGGACUAGAUAGAUCUGUUGUAAUUAUAUUGCUAAGGAGGCCUCUUUAUCUGAGGAGUACAUUGGCUGCGUUUACACAGGCAGCCCAAUUCUGAUCUUUUUUCCACUAAUUGGUCUUUUGACCAAUCACAUCAGAUAUUUUCACAUGAGCUGAUCUGAUUGGUCAAAAGACCAAUUAGUGAAAAAAAAAUAUCCAAAUUGGGCUGCCUGUUUAAACGCAGCCUCCGAAGCUGGUCAACAAUACAGUCUACAGUCGUGGUCAAAAGUUUUGAGAAUGACACAAAUAUAAAUUUUCUGCUGCCUCAGUUUUUAUGAUGGCAAUUUGCAUAUACUCCAGAAUGUUAUGAAGAGUGAUCAGAUGAAUUGCAAUUAAUUGUGUCACGAUCGUCGUAUGGAAUAGACCAAGGCGCAGCGUGAUGAACGAACAUAUUGAAUCUUUAUUAUCUAUAGUGAUAAUAUACACGACAAAACAACAAAACGAAACGUGCAGUCCUACGGUUUAAUAUAACCAACAAGGAACAAACCAAAACGGAAACAAGAUCCCACAAACACAAAGGGAAAACAGACAGGUUAAAUAUGGCUCCCAAUCAGAGACAACCAACAACAGCUGACACUCGUUGCCUCUGAUUGGGAGCCACUCAGGCCAACAUAGAACUAGCACAACUAGAACUCCCGACAUAGAAACACAACACAUAGAAUGAACACACCCUGGCUCAACAUAUAGAGUCCCAGAGCCAGGGUGUGACAGUACCCCCCCCCUAAAGGCGCGGACUGCGACCGCGCCUCAACUAGAACCAAACAGGGGAGGGCUGGGUGGGCAUUCCUCCUCGGAGGCGGUUCUGGCUCCGGGCUUGCCCACCACCCUCCAAUAAUCCCCCCAUAGCGCCCCUGGUCCGAUCUGGCCCCGCUGGCUGGAGCUGAACUGGACAUAGUAGGAGCGGAUAGCUUCAGCUCCGGUGUGGAGCAGCCGACCAGUACCUGAUCAGGCACCGGUGACCCAGGCACGGGUUGUGCCGGACUGACGACGCGCACCCCUGGCUUGGUGCGUGGAGCAGGAACGGACCGGACCGGGCUGACGAUGCGCACCCCUGGCUUGGUGCGUGGAGCAGCAACUGGCCGGACCGGGCUGACGAUACGCACCCCUGGCUUGGUGCGUGGAGAAGGAAUGGGCCUUACCAGGCUGACGACGCGCACCCCUGGCUUGGUGCGUGGAGCAGGAACGGACCGGACCGGGCUGACGAUGCGCACCCCUGGCUUGGUGCGUGGAGCAGCAACGGGCCGGACCGGGCUGACGAUACGCACCCCUGGCUUGGUGCGUGGAGCAGCAAUGGGCCUUACCAGGCUGACGUCUCGCACCCCUGGCUUGGUGCGAGUGGCAGGAACAGGCCUUACCGGGCUGACGACUCACACCCCUGGCUUGGUGCGUGGAGCAGCAACAGGCCUUACCAGGCUGACGUCUCGCACCCCUGGCUUGGUGCGAGUGGCAGGAACAGGCCGGGCCGGGCUGGCGACGCGCACCGUAGGCUUGGUGCGAGUAGCAGGAACAGGCCGGGCUGGUGACGCGCACCGUACACUUGGUGCGAGUGGCAGGAACAGGCCGGGCCGGGCUGGCGACGCGCACCGUAGGCUUGGUGCGAGUAGCAGGAACAGGCCGGGCUGGUGACGCGCACCGUACACUUGGUGCGAGUGGCAGGAACAGGCCGGGCCGGGCUGGCGACGCGCACCGUAGGCUUGGUGCGAGUAGCAGGAACAGGCCGGGCCGGGCUGGCGACGCGCACCGUAGACUUGGUGCGAGUAGCAGGAACAGGCCGGGCCAGGCUGGCGACGCGCACCGUACACUUGGUGCGAGUGGCAGGAACAGGCCGGGCCGGGCUGGCGACGCGCACCGUAGGCUUGGUGCGAGUGGCAGGAACAGGCCGGGCCGGGCUGGCGACGCGCACCGUAGGCUUGGUGCGAGUAGCAGGAACAGGCCGGGCCGGGCUGGCGACGCGCACCGUAGACUUGGUGCGAGUAGCAGGAACAGGCCGGGCCGGGCUGGCGACGCGCACCGUAGGCUUGGUGCGAGUAGCAGGAACAGGCCGGGCCGGGCUGGCGACGCGCACCGUACACUUGGUGCGAGUGGCAGGAACAGGCCGGGCCGGGCUGGCGACGCGCACCGUAGGCUUGGUGCGAGUGGCAGGAACAGGCCGGGCCGGGCUGGCGACGCGCACCGUACACUUGGUGCGAGGGGCAGGAACAGGCCGGACCGUACUGGGGACACACACCACUGGCUCUACACCGGGAUCUGGAACGGGCCGGACCGGACUGGUAACACACCCCAGUACCUCUCGCCGUGCCUCUACACCUUCCUUCCCUUCCUUGACCAGUGACCCCCGUAACCUGGUGGCCUUCUGAAUUCGCCCCUUGUCUGCCUCCGUCAGCCCCGUCGUCCAUGCCCUGUGCCCCCCCCUAAACAUUUUUUGGGGUUGCCUCUCGUCCGUCCGACGACGACACUGAUUACGCCGUUGCUCCUCUCUCCGUCGCGCCUCUACCGUCUCACUCCAUGGCCGGCGAUCCAUCCCGGCCAGGAUUUCCUCCCAGGUCCAGGACCCCUGCCCGUCCAAGAUCUGCUCCCACGUCCAGGCUGUCUGCUCCUGGACACGCUGCUUGGUCCUGUGAUGGUGGGAUCUUCUGUCACGAUCGUCGUAUGGAAUAGACCAAGGCGCAGCGUGAUGAACAAACAUAUUGAAUCUUUAUUAUCUAUAGUGAUAAUAUACACGACAAAACAACAAAACGAAACGUGCAGUCCUACGGUUUAAUAUAACCAACAAGGAACAAACCAAAACGGAAACAAGAUCCCACAAACACAAAGGGAAAACAGACAGGUUAAACAUGGCUCCCAAUCAGAGACAACCAACAACAGCUGACACUCGUUGCCUCUGAUUGGGAGCCACUCAGGCCAACAUAGAACUAGCACAACUAGAACUCCCGACAUAGAAACACAACACAUAGAAUGAACACACCCUGGCUCAACAUAUAGAGUCCCAGAGCCAGGGUGUGACAAAUUGCAAAGUCCGUCUUUGCCAUGAAAACAUUUCCACUGCAUUUCAGCCCUGCCACAAAAGGACCAGCUGACAUCAUGUCAGUGAUUCUAUCGUUAACACAGGUGAGAGUGUUGACGAGGACAAGGCUGGAGAUCACUCUGUCAUGCUGAUUGAGUUAGAAUAACAGACUGGAAGCUUUAAAAGGAGGGUGGUGCUUGAAAUCAUUGUUCUUCCUCUGUUAACCAUGGUUACCUGCAAGGAAACACGUGCCGCCAUCAUUGCUUUGCACAAAAAGGGCUUCACAGGCAAGGAUAUUGCUGCUAGUAAGAUUGCACCUAAAUCAACCAUUUAUCGGAUCAUCAAGAACUUCAAGGAGAGAGGUUCAAUUGUUGUGAAGAAGGCUUCAGGGCGCCCAAGAAAGUCCAGUAAGCGCCAGGACCGUCUCCUAAAGUUGAUUCAGCUGCGGGAUCGGGGCACCACCAGUGCAGAGCUUGCUCAGGAAUGGCAGCAGGCAGGUGUGAGUGCAUCUGCACGCACAGUGAGGCGAAGACUUUUGGAGGAUGGCCUGGUGUCAAGAAGGGCAGCGAGGAAGCCACUUCUCUCCAGGAAAAACAUCAGGGACAGACUGAUAUUCUGCAAAAGGUACAGGGAUUGGACUGCCGAGGACUGGGGUAAAGUCAUUUUCUCUGAUGAAUCCCCUUUCCGAUUGUUUGGGGCAUCCGUAAAAAAGCUUGUCCGGAGAAGACAAGGUGAGCGCUACCAUCAGUCCUGUGUCAUGCCAACAGUAAAUAAUCCUGAGACCAUUCAUGUGUGGGGUUGCUUCUCAGCCAAGGGAGUGGGCUCACUCACAAUUUUGCCUAAGAACACAGCCAUGAAUAAAGAAUGGUACCAUAACAUCCUCCGAGAGCAACUUCACCCAACCAUCAAAGAACGAACAAUGCCUUUUGAGAACUUGUGGUCAAUCCUCAAGAGGCGGGUGGACAAACAAAAACCCACAAAACUCCCAAGCAUUGAUUAUGCAAGAAUGGGCUGCCAUCAGUCAGGAUGUGGCCCAGAAGUAAAUUGACAGCAUGCCAGGGUGGAUUGCAGAGGUCUUGAAAAAGAAGGGUCAACACUGCAAAUAUUGACUCUUUGCAUAAACUUAAUGUAAUUGUCAAUAAAAGCCGUUGACACUUAUGGAAUGCUUGUAAUUAUACUUCAGUAUACCACAUCUGACAAAUAUCUAAACACUGAGGCAGCAAACUUUGUGAAGACAAAUACUUUUGACCACGACUGUACUUUACGUUUCUAUAACAACUUUUCCAGUUAAUUUGUUACCUUACCAUGGUAAUUAGACUCCUAUAAUGUAAUCCUAGAACAGAGGAGAAUAGAUUUCUGUGCUGAUAUUUGAAAGAUUCUUCUUCUGCCCAACUUUUCCUCCCUGGCUCUCUCUUUCUCUCUUUCUCGCUCUCUCGCUCUCUCGCUCUCCAGAACUAAUCUACAAAGAGGUGAUGAACUUUGAGGAGAGGAUGAAGAACAGGGUAGUGAAAGGACAGCCCUCUACUUCAGGUACUCUCAUAACCUAA